This is a messenger RNA of Oppiella nova, 450 nucleotides long. Lineage: Eukaryota; Metazoa; Arthropoda; Arachnida; Sarcoptiformes; Oppiidae. The record is from the annotation of a GenBank genome assembly.
AUGAAUACCACUGUCAGUGUAUACGCUUUGAAUGCGGGCCAACAUCUGGAAAAACUAGAUGAACGUCACCAAUGGAACCGACACUUCCGGAAAUACGUGCACCUUUUGGACGGCCAAAAGGCAGUCAUAAUUUGCGGCGAUUUUAACGUCGCCCACAAAGACCUGGAUUGCUCGCAGUGGCUGAACAAACCGACAACACCGGGAUGUAGUCCACGGGAAAGGCAUGAUUUUACUCGAUUACUGUCAGCUGGGUUUGUCGACACGUAUAGACACUUAUACCCGGAUGAGAGUGAUUGCUAUACGACGUGUAGUUAUGGUAAUUGGCAUAACGGCUGGAGGUUUGACUAUUUUCUAGUGUCCGAGCAAUUGAUGGAUAAUGUCAGGGACAGUCUAAUUAUGCAACAAAUGGAUAGAGAUCAUAAUCCAAUUACCCUACGAGUAACUGGUUGA